AUGGCAUCCUUAAAGAAUUCUUAUAUCAGCAAAAAAGCAAACGUUUUUCCCUUUUUGACGAAAAUAUUUUUAUUUUCUUUUUUGAUUUGGACAAUAAGUUUAAACUAUGAUAAAAGCUGUAACAACACAUAUAACAAUGAAAAAAUAUUAAGUGCAGAAACUAAUAGAUUAUUAGCUGAAAAAUGUAAGGCUGGUCCGUCAAAUUUAAAAGAUGUUAAACAGAAAAAGGAUAAGAAAACGAAAAAUACAGUAAAAACUAAUAAAGAAACACUAUCUAAUGUUGCAGCAGAUGAAGCCAUUGCAGAAAAGUUACAGGAAGCAUUGUACAAUGAUGGUAAAGUGGAUGAACAAAAACUAAAAGAUAUGGAAAACAUGUUCAGUUCUUUAACAGAAAAGUUUAAUUUAGGUGAAGAAUUAAAAAAGUAUGAAGGAGAUAUUGAAAAAAUGACCGAAGAGAUGCAAAAACAAAAAGAAAAAGGUGGUGAAGUAAGCAUGGAUAUGUACAAAGAUCUUUUUGAAAGUAUGACAAGUUCACUUAUAGAUUCAUACGCUGGUGAUGCAAGUGACAAGAAAAAAAUGAAAAUGAAAAAGCGUGCCAUGAAAGCUACUGGCUUUUUACUUAAACAUUAUUUAAAACCAGGAAAAAUAAAACCUCCUAAAAAAUAA
Messenger RNA from Plasmodium malariae, 666 nucleotides. Its product is annotated as Plasmodium exported protein, unknown function. The transcript has 2 exons. NCBI's taxonomy places the organism in Eukaryota, Apicomplexa, Aconoidasida, Haemosporida, Plasmodiidae. The coding region runs from base 1 to 666 and encodes 221 amino acids. The record is from RefSeq and is a predicted model, not a curated record.